Electrophorus electricus (electric eel) is the source of this 3803-nucleotide messenger RNA. RefSeq names its product zinc finger RNA binding protein 2 (gene zfr2). Lineage: Eukaryota; Metazoa; Chordata; Actinopteri; Gymnotiformes; Gymnotidae. Gene Ontology annotation, cellular component: precatalytic spliceosome. The record is from RefSeq and is a predicted model, not a curated record. Gene Ontology annotation, molecular function: single-stranded RNA binding; double-stranded RNA binding; zinc ion binding.
CCAAAAUGGCUGCGAGUAAUUACUACGGAUUCACGCAUGGAGCCGGCCCGCAAUACAGCACCCAGCUGGCCCCUGCAUACUCCCAUCAAACCGCUCCUAGUUACAGUGUCCAGCCUGCCGCUGGAGUCGCCCACGCGGUUACGGCCUCGUAUGCCCCUGCCACUGCACAGACUGACCGGCCACUGGCAUCUCCAGCCUAUCCCACAUACCAGACUCAUCCUGCUCAAGAUUAUGGAUACCGCCAACAGGAAACGGCACCUCAGCCAGCCACUACGCCACAGACCUAUCAGGUCUUCACAGAAGCACAGGAGAGCUACAGCUACGGGCGCCCGGUGUCGGCCAGCAGCUACGAGAACAAACCGUACUAUCAGACGAGCAUGGCGCCUGCUCAGCGCACGCAAGCUGGGGCCUUCUUUCAGCCAGCAGGUCUUAAAAGUGGCUACAGGCCUGUAAGCACAGUAUACAGCCAGCCUCCUCCCCAAAGACAGACCCCAGCCCUCAAAGCGCUUCCUCCCGCCAGCUCCGUCUCCACCAACUACAGCAUUUACCCAGCGUCAACCAGUGUGCCACAGCCACCCAACCCCAUAUCAACGUACACGCCCAGCUCCUCCUACAAUUCCACAGCUGCCACUUCUUACUCUGGUCUCAGCUACUCCAGUUAUGAUUCUAGUAGCUACACGUCCACUGUGACGUACUACCAGCCUACCCAGCAGCUGGGCCUUCCACAGACUCAACCCCAAGCACCUCCCUCCCAACAGCCACCACCUCCCACUCCUCAGUCCCAGCCUCCUCAGCCGCAAGCCCAUCCGCCGCCUACUAAGCAGCUCACCGGCUCCUCCUGGAGUGGCACCGGGAACAGCAUGGUCUCAGGUUCUGCUGUCAGCGGGUACAAGAAGCCCAUGUUUCAUCAAAACAAGGUCCAGAAGCCCAAAGGCCCUCCCAAGCAGCCUCAGCUGCACUACUGUGACAUCUGCAAGAUAAGCUGCGCUGGUCCGCAGACCUACAGAGAGCACCUGGAGGGCCAGAAGCACAAAAAGAAAGAAGCGUCACAAAAAUGUGGCAAUAGUCAGGCGAGUAAUGGGCCUCGUGGUGUGCAAACCCAGCUGCGCUGUGAACUCUGUGACAUCUCCUGUACUGGCGCUGAUGCCUACACUGCACACAUCCGGGGGGCCAAGCACCAGAAGGUGGUGAAGCUGCAUACAAAGCUUGGCAAACCUAUUCCCUCCACGGAGCCAGUUUUAGUCAACACUGCCCCUGUUGCUGUGACGACGACCUCUGGAAAAGCCGUGCCAGGAGCUGUGGCUCCAGCUGCCCCCUUAGUGCUACAAAAAUCUUCUGUGCCAACCCCACCCAAGGCACAGCUGCUCACUAAAAAACCUGUUGCACCACCCAAAGCUACAGUCAUCGCCAGCAGUGCUGCUGCUCCAGACCUAGCGAAGGUGGAGGAGGCGGUGAAGCAGCAGGUGGCACUAAAGUCAGACCCUCAGAGUGAGGACGAAGGGGAUGGAGGAGGUGCACAAGGAGACAUCCAACCAGUCGGUCAUGACUACGUGGAGGAGGUUCGUAACGACGAUGGCAAGGUGAUCCGCUUCCACUGCAAGCUGUGCGAGUGCAGCUUCAAUGAUCCCAAUGCCAAAGACAUGCACCUGAAGGGCCGCAGACAUCGGCUGCAGUACAAGAAAAAGGUGAACCCGGACCUGCUGGUGGAGAUCAAGCCCAGCAACCGGGCACGGAAGCUUCUGGAAGGCAAGCUGCGGAAACAGAAGCAGAAAGCCGUAUUAAAGCGACAGCAUGAGGAUGAACAGCGUUGGCAUAUGGAGAUGAGGAGAUACGAAGAGGAUAUGUACUGGAGGAAAGCAGAGGAGGAGCAUUUGUACUGGGGAGACCAAAGACGUAGAAUAGCGCCCCCACCCCUCAUGAGUCGUCCUGGGAUACCUGUCCCCCCUCUAUUGCCUGUGCGCCGGCCUGAUUCGCCAGACGACCGGCACAUCAUGGCCAAGCACUCCACCAUCUACCCAGUGGAGGAGGAGCUACAGGCUGUCCAGAGGAUCGUGUCUCACUCGGAGAGGGCUCUCAAACUGGUGUCGGAUGUGCUGCUGGAGCAGGAAGCAACUGCAGAAGGCAAAGACACCGCAGAUAAGAAGUGGGGGAGCAGAGCGGAGCCUCAGGGCCGUGUGCUGAAGGGGGUGAUGAGGGUGGGGAUAUUGGCCAAAGGCCUGCUGCUGCAUGGAGACAGGAACGUUCAGCUCAUUCUGCUAGUGGCCAAGAAACCCACCGUCUCCCUGCUCGGCAGCAUCGCAGACCAGCUUCCCAAGCAACUAACGAGCUUUUGUGAAGAUCAGUAUGUGGUGCAGGCUCAUCCUGAGGAAGCCAACGUCGUCAUUAUUUCCAGCAAGGAACCAAAAAUGCAGGUCACCGUCUCUCUCACGUCGCCUGUGAUGCGGGAGGAGCCCGCCCUCGGCAUGGAGGAAAAAGCAGGCACUGGACUGCCUGAGAGAGUGCCUGAGAAGGACCCUCCAGACGUUCUAAACAGGACCAAGUGCCUCGAGUAUUUAGCUGCCCUUCGGCAUGCCAAAUGGUUCCAGGCUCGAGCCAAUGGACUCCAGUCCUGUGUGAUCAUCAUGCGUGUGCUCAGAGACCUCUGCCAGCGUGUGCCAACCUGGGCCAAGAUGUCUGACUGGGCCAUGGAGCUACUGGUGGAGAAGGCCAUCAGCAGUGCUGCUGGUCUGCUGAGUCCAGGAGAGGCCAUGCGGAGAGUUCUGGAGUGCAUAGCUAGUGGAAUCCUUCUACAAGAUGGCCCAGGCUUGUUUGACCCUUGCGAAAAAGUCCAAACAGAUGCACUGGGCAGCAUGACCAAGCAAUCCAGAGAAGAUGUAACAGCAAGUGCUCAGCACGCCCUGCGAUUGUUGGCUUUUCGUCAGAUUCACAAAGUUCUGGGGAUGGCGUCACUUCCGGUUUCCAAAGCUAGCGCUCGCAACCGCAAGAGGCGAAGGGAUGGAGUGGACGAGGGCGAGGGCGAGGGCAAGAAGGACAAAAAGGAAGUGUCCCGAGAUGUCUGAGGACUGGUCGCAAAUGAUCGUUUAUUUACUUUGAAACGAGACAAGGAAAAACGACGAAGCCUCGCUGCAAAGGACAAAAGCAACAGUCUUGCCAUUUUUGCUUUUUAAGACACAGGAGGGAAAAAAAUGGAGAAACUAUGUACUCACUGUUCUCUUUUUAUUACCGCUGUACCGAAAGUAGGUUUCAAAAUUUACUGGCGUUAAACAGGAGACGAUUGCAUUCCAUUUCGAGAGGAGCAGGGUGAACCUGAAUUCUGCUACCGUAAAAUGAACAGUUACUAACCUGUUUUUACUCAAAUGUAGGAACAUUUAUUCAAUAUUAGCACUUACUUAAAAAAACCCUCUAAUCCCUUAAACAUACCCAAGUUGUGUGUUUUUGUUUAUUUAUUUUGUUUUGUUUUAACACAAGACCUUAAAUUAGGGGUGCGGUCCAGUUUUCUGGACACAUUAAGAUUGGUCUCAUACUAAAAAGGAUUUUCAGUUUCUCAAUAGUGAAGAGUUUAAAACUAGACAUAUUUUGUGUGUGGAACGUCACCUCAUUAUGUACAUUAUUGCAGAGAUAUUAAAUAUUAUGUAACCGUAAACUCAGUCGUAAUAAAUCGGUACUAAACCGACAGAAAGUUCUAUACCAACAACCAAAAGACGUGACAGAAGAAACAGACCACUAAACGUUACAUUAAAAUGUUUAUUAAUAUUUAGUCAUUUUAAUACCUGGAUUAAAUGAUAAAAAUGAACGACCAUUUA